This is a messenger RNA of Daphnia pulicaria, 1539 nucleotides long. RefSeq lists its product as uncharacterized. The transcript is spliced from 7 exons. Gene Ontology annotation, molecular function: protein binding. Bases 1 to 1539 code for a protein of 512 amino acids. The record is from RefSeq and is a predicted model, not a curated record. NCBI's taxonomy places the organism in Eukaryota, Metazoa, Arthropoda, Branchiopoda, Diplostraca, Daphniidae.
AUGGGAAACUUUUACGGCCUUUUUCUUAAUUUACUCAUUUGCGCAUCGGAAUGGACGGCUGGCUCGGCUGCGGAUGACCGUCCAUCUCUGAGGGAAAUUCAGGAUCAAUUCCAACAACUGACAACCAACUACAAUACGCUUAAAAUCAACCUGGAAAGCAAAGUCCAAAGUGACUCGACUGGAAGAGCUUAUGGAGCAAAAAGAUCGGGAAUCUUAGAAGAAAAAGUUCUUAGACUAGAACUCGAACUUCUUGUCGUUAAGGAAAGAGAAACAAAUCAGUUGGCCACAAAGAACGUCAUGUACAGAACGUGCAGCGAAGCCCAUACAGCCGAUCCGUCCCUGACGAUGGGAAUGCACUGGAUCGAUCCCAUUUUCGUCUAUUGCGACAUGGCCACAGGAAAAACAGCCGUCCUACACGACAGUGAAAAUUCGAUAAACGUAGGAUAUUGCACUGGUCCAGGAUGUUAUUCCAGAGAAAUAAUGUACACGGCAACUAUGAGGCAAAUGACAACGCUAGCUGAACUCUCAAACGAAUGUCACCAGUCAAUCAAAUACGAAUGUUAUGACGCCCCACUAGAGAAGGAUGGAGUCAUUUACAGUUGGUGGAAUGACAGAGAUGGAAAUCCACAAUAUUUCUGGGCCGGAAACGAUUCGAGCGUUCACACCUGUCAGUGCGGAAUCGAUAGAAAAUGCGUCAAUUCUAACGUCAAAUGCAAUUGUGAUGCAGCUGCUCCAUAUUUCUUACAUGACAAAGGUGUCGUAACUAAAAAGGCAAGUCUUCCAAUAACGCAAUUAAACUUUGGUCAAAUUUCAACCGGAGUCCACACCCUCGGCCGAUUCGAAUGUAGUGGCGACGCAACCGUCACGGGAUUCCCAACUUCAUGUGAAGAUCUAUGGAAAAUUGGACACAAAAUGGCCGGAUUUUAUUCCGUUAUGGGAAAGAAAAUGGUCGAAACUGUCUACUGCGAUUUCACUAAAUCUCUGAGCGAUCCAGCAUUCAAGACCUGGAUUGGAUUCGAUGGUGUCCAGUCAACCUCCGUCUAUUUCUACGUCCAGAGAAACAGCGAAUUUCGUGCGAAGAAUUAUCCGAUAACGUUCGACGUCGUAAGGAUCAACACGGGAGGGGCAAUGAACGCAGGAAGCGGCAAGUUGACGGCGUCUGUCACUGGGACCUACUUCUUCUCUUUCUCCGGCAUCGCCGACAUGGGUGCAGCGUUAUUUGACGACGGAAAAUUUCAAGCAUCUCUAAGGAGGAACGGCGAACUAAUUGGUCGGGUCGAAGCGGCCAUGACUCAGGGUCUGAGUACAGAUAGCUUCUCUCUUCAAUCAACGUUGUAUCUCCAGGCUGGCCAACAGAUUUGGAUACAGUCUGACAACGAGGACCACAUGUACGUGUUUGAUAACUUCGACCACUACACCCACUUUACUGGCUGGCAGCUGGCUACUGCAAGAGGAUGUCGCUCAAUCGUUUCAAAACAGGCUUUAAAUCGCAAUAGAUUUGGUAGAAGAAGAGUAAAACAUAAUUUCACUUGCUCGUAG